Messenger RNA from Acyrthosiphon pisum (pea aphid), 2941 nucleotides. Its product is annotated as MFS-type transporter SLC18B1. Gene Ontology annotation, molecular function: transmembrane transporter activity. The transcript has 10 exons. The record is from RefSeq and is a predicted model, not a curated record. NCBI's taxonomy places the organism in Eukaryota, Metazoa, Arthropoda, Insecta, Hemiptera, Aphididae. The coding region runs from base 148 to 1428 and encodes 426 amino acids. Gene Ontology annotation, biological process: transmembrane transport.
AAUAUUAUUAUAUGUUGUGUGUUAUAGGCGGAGAAAAAAGGAUGUACAGCUACAGAAUACGGCUUCGUUUUCGGCAGUUUCGAACUGGUGGCAUUCAUUACAUCUCCAGUUUUUGGAAGCCUGAUACAAAAGGUUGGGCUGAAAUAUAUGUUGGUGAUUGGCAUCGUAUUGAACGCUCUGUCGACCAUAGCUUUCGGAUAUUUGACGUACAUCGACGAAAGAAACAUUUUCUUACUGUUAUCGCUGUGCCUUAGGGUGUUGGAGUCUUUGGGCGCUACAGGAGCGAUGGUAGCCGCGUUCUCGUUGACGGCCGUCUCUUUUCCCGAAUCGGUUGCCAGCACUUUCUCCGCUCUUGAAGUAUGUUACGGAAUGGGAUACAUCGUCGGACCAACUCUCGGCGCUUUGCUGUUCGAGGUUGGUGGAUUUUCACUUCCGUUUGUGGUCAUGGGCGUCGUCACACUUGGAACGUCGUUCCUGGUGUGCAUUUUAAUGAAACAAGACGUGCCCAGUCCGACUAAGGCUAAAACAAAAGUAACACACCUCAUGAGCGUCCCUACAGUGCUCGUAAAUUCUAUCGCAACAGUGAUAACAGCCACAGCUAUGGGAUACUAUUCAGCCACAUUGGAGCCACACAUUCGCGGUUUUGGACUUUCAUCGGUAGACGUUGGGUUCGUGUUCAUCAUCAGCGGUGGAACGUACGCACUGAUAGCGCCUGUCGUCGGAUACGUUUGCGACACCGGAUUGAAUCCCAAAAAAAUUAUGAUCAUCGGCACAAUCCUGACCGUCAUCAGCUACUCCAUAGUCGGGCCGGCGCCGUUCAUGCCGAUAGAAAAAUCCAUGUUGUGGGUGGUCAUUGGAUUGGUCAUACAAGGAAUCGCGUUGGGCAUGAUCUGCGUACCCACGUUCGUAGAUUCCAUGACGGCUGCCUUCCAAAGCGGUUUUCCGAACGACAUACACACUUACGGACUGUUGUCGGGCAUCUGGUCAUCGUCGUUCGCCCUAGGUGCAUUUUUGGGCCCGUCGAUAGCUGGCGUUCUGUACGACUUGGUCGGGUUCGAAAACGGCACGUACUUUGAGAUUACGUUGCACAUCGUAUUGGGUAUCACGCUGAUAUUGUUCGUGUGCCUGGAACAGCGGCCUUCCGACAAGUCCGUGGUGAACGGCAUGACCGACUCGACCGUAGGGUUCGCGGGUCGCGGGGACGCAGUUGACCCGACCAGCGCGGCGGCGGUACCGGGUGCCGCCAUGAAGUCUCCCAUCUACACCAUCAACGGGCACCACUCGUUCCGGUCCAGCCACCGGUUCGGUUCGACUUACGGCAGCUUCAGCAACUCUUGCCUGGGCACGUCACUGUCGUCGAUGCGCAUCAACAGCGAGGCCAGGAUCGAAGCCCGGGGCAGCCCGCUGGCCGUCGAGUCCCGGAUCUAGACCGCCACCCUCCCCCACCCUCCACCAAUUCACACCCACCAAAAAAAAAACAACACUGUAUUGUGAUGAUGAUUAUAAUACAACGAUAACGAUGCAAAACGCCAUAAUCCCACCCACACAGUCUCUAUAUGUAGUCUUUACACCGUGCACAUAAUGAUAACAGCAUUAUUAGAUAAGACUUACCCUUACACAUAAUAUAUGCGUGUGUAUUAUCAUUAUAGCCGGUUAUGUUCAACCAUGGACAACACACGUACAUUUGGUCUGAACUACCCAUAUUCAAGAUUAAUAAUAGUACAGCGUACAAUACAUUGUUAUAAACCUGCAGCUUACCCCGCGUGUUUGCCUGGCUAAUCGAAAAUAGUGUUUUAUAGAUAUCGUUCGAGUUGCAAUAUUAUCUCUUCGCACCUAUACUGACUGAGAAAUCGUAUCUCACGACCACGGGCGUAUAAUAAUAUAAUAUUGUAAUCACUGUAUAUAAGAAUAUACUAAUUUUUCGUUUAUGUUUUUGUAUAGGUAUAAUAAUUGUGUACGUAUAACGCGCGGCGCGCCCUUACGUGUGUGUGUGUGUGUGUGUGUGUGUGUGUGUGUGUGUGUGAAUGUAUUUUAUUGAUUUUAAUUCGUGUCUUAUACACAAUGUACACAAUGAUUUUUACCUCUCUCUGUCUCUGUUUCCUCACAGUUAAUCACCCCCGUAAUAAUAUUCAUAUAGAUAAUAAUAAUAAUUAUAUACCUAAUGUACUUAUUAUUAUUACAGAUUUCGUUUUAUUUAUAUAAUAUAUUUUGAAGAAAAUAGAUCGGUUUUUUAUAUUAUUAAUCAUAAUAAAUUAUAAUAUUUUUUCUUCGAGUAAAGAUAAUAUUUUUUUAUUCACGACUAACCGCCCAGUCGUGAUUGCACCACCAAUAAGUAUAUGUUAAAAUAUGAUGAUAAAAUUAUUGAUAUUAGCGAUGUUUCUUACGUAUACAAUAAUAAACACGUAUCGAUUUCCUAUAUAAGUUUGUUUAGUUUUUUUUUAAUGUAGAUAGUGUUUAAUUGUAAAAUAUUAUUAUUGUACCGAUGAACGUUUAUUAGGCCCACAGUCGACGAAAGUAAAAAAUCGACGACAAGUCGAUGCGUUUUAUUAUUUUGUUUUUUAACUUACAACGAUAUUAGUAUACCGCACAAAUGCACCACCACGGACACAGGUCCUUUUCGUAUACAAUAACACCGAUAUAGUAAUGAUAUUAUAUUUAUACAAUAUUAACAAAAUUAUUAUAUUAAUAUUAUUAUAUUACUGCGGUUUGUCCGUAAAUGCCAUAAUAUUAUUAUUAUUUGUAACAAGCGCGUAGUAUGUAUACGUACCUAUAAUAGUACUAUUGUAACCAGUUUUCAGUGUAUGUAAAUAAAAAAAUAUAUAAUAGAUACAUAUUAUUAUUAUGUUAGUGAUUUUAGACGUUGUUCUUUGAAUUAUUAAUUAAGUUACAUAUGUAUAAUAGCCGUUAAGAAAAUUAAAAUUACGUUGUACAAAUAUCAAAA